CAGCAACGACCCCUGGCUUUCUUCGGGUAACCGCAUACAUUAACAGUCUUUGCAACAACAACAUCUUCGGCAAGGUGUCUGAUGCUUAACUUUGCCCUUCAGCCAUCCUUUUCAGCCGCGUGAAGAGGGGCUUCUCUAACAGGCGCGCUGGCCCUCAAGCUGUGCAGGCUAAUGGAUCAUGAUGGUCAGAUUGAGAGCGAGGGCAGAGGGAUGUCACACACUCACGUGGACGAGGCUGAUAAUCUGUCCAACUCUGAAGCUCUCUCUGCCCAAAAUCAAAAUCUCAACGAGACAAACUCGCUGACAGAGCAGAAAACCCUCCCUCUUUUACAAAAUGAGGAGAGAGGCCUCUUCCAAAAAACCUCUCUAAACAACAAUGAGAAUGUGGAGGAAGGGGUAGAAAAGGGAAAAGAGAGAUGCAAGGAUGAAGACGAGGAAGAAGAUUUUGAUGAAGUGAUGAAGGAAGAGGAGGAAGAGUCUGAGGGGUCAAACUGUUUGAUACGUUGCCAGUCUCCAGAUACUCCCAUGACUGAUUCUUCAUAUUCUGAAACUGGCAGUCUUUUGGAGACUCCAUAUCCUCUCAGUCCUGGGACCAGUCCAGAGCCUACAUCCCCUGUCAUCCCAGAGGUCACCCCAGAAACUAAACAUCUCAUCAGUUCACUAGAACUGAGCCAGUGUGAUUCUGAAGGAAACUCUCAUAUCUUAAACACUGGAUCAGGUGUCUCUACCACAAGGUCCGUUACCUGCACACCUGGGUCUCCCUUCACCACAGGGCCUGUAGAUUUUACUACUCAAACUCUGACCUCAGGCGCAUGGCCCAGCAACCCAACUGGAUCUACAGAAGCUUCUGACAGGAUAGCAAAAAAUUCUUCUGCAGAACCAUUAACCUCAUCCUCAGAGCCCAUCAUCAAAUGUGGGGCCAUUUUUACCAGCAGUUGUGCCAGUUCAGGACCAAAUCUGUCAGAUGCAGAGACAUUUGUGUUAACUGCACUAACAAGGUUAAACACUUCCACUGCUUCCACUCCUGCAAAUGCAACAACAGAACCCCUCUCCUUCACCACAAGGCCUAAUGCAACCAGUACAGAACUAACUUCCACCACAUCACCUGUAUCCUUAAAUCAGAGACAGAUUACCUCCACUCCAGUGACCACUUGUUUCUCAGGCUCCACCUGCUCAACAGAGCUCAUUUCCACCCCUGCUCUCCUGGAGUCUCUCGAACAACUGAUUGAAAGAGGCGACGACACCCACCUUCCACAGUACCUUCACCAGAUUGCUGAGGCCUUUGUCCUUUGUAAAGACUACCAGAGGGCAUUAUGGUUUGUCCAACUAGAGAGACUCUACCACCAGAGAGUAUUGGACAACCUGAAUGCACUUCAGGAGCAUUGGGAGAGUCAGUGUGGAGGGACAUCCUCUGGCUUGGCAACCCCCCAUCUGGACACUCUUAAACACAUCUGCCUGACACACACUCGACCAAGCACAAGAGAUGCUGAGUGUGCAUCUCUGGAUCUUUUAAUACCUAAAUUUGAAGAAGGUGGCUCACAGCCUUCAUGUACCUCAGUCCAUGAGGUUGAAGGUGGGAUGGAGCAGAAAGCUGAAGACUCCCAUUGUCCUGUCAUACCUUCUGUUAAUAUGCCUGAAAAGCUAAAUUCCCCUGGAAUAUUUCAAAUGAACAUGGAAAACCCCAACAAAGUACUUGAGGGGAGGGACAUUUUCUAUGGAUCUCAGCUGACUGACAAGCAAGACGAUGGCAUAGAAGGAGGAGAGGCAGAGGGAGGGGCUGGAUGCACCAUUUCAGCCAUAGGAAAAGGGCUACACCCCUCUACGGCUGAGGGAAUGGAUCAGUCCAAGCCUGCAGAGCAGCAGAGACAAGAUUUAGGCCCAGCACCAGAAAAGGAGGCAAAAGGGGAAGAAGUGAGUGAUGUAGGGGAGACAACAGAGCCUUUGGAAAUGGAAGAUGAAGAAGCUGAAGAUGAGGGGGAAGAGAAACAGAAGGAAGGAGAGUUUUGUUUUGGCCAGAACGCUGUCCUAGUGGAGACUCUGGUCAGUGGGGUUGAGGUGGAGGUACAACAGAUACAUCAGGAUGCUUUAGCUCAUGAAAAGCUGCACGAUGAGACACAGCAUCACCAAAACACCCAGGAGAGCUCUAAAACCUGCCUGCAUGAGGAGGCACACCCUCCCCAAGAGACUCAUAUGAAGCAGCACGAGCAGUAUACAGAGGAGAAGGAAGAGGAGUGGGACUAUGAGGUAGACCAAGCUGACAUCAUCAGAGAAGCUUCCUCACUGGACGACAUGGCAAAACUCAUCACUGUACAAGAGAUCUCACCUGCCUCUGGCCUUGUCUCCAUAUUGAAGAAGCGUAGUGUUUAUGUGGACAGUUAUGUGUCUGCCAGGUCAGAGCCUCGACCUAAAAAAGCUACUGCCACAAGACGCGUCCGCUUCAAAGUUCCUGAUGACAAUUAUGAGCACGAAAUUGGUGGUGGAGACUCCUGCCUGCUUCUCUUCCUCCUUUGCCUGGUUACUGUAGUAAUCAGUGUGGGUGGCACUGCCCUUUACUGUGCUUUUGGUGAUACACAAUCCUCAGUCUGUCAGGACUUCUCCAGAAACGCAGACUUCUACAUUGGCCAGAUACAUCGUGGGAUAUUGCAGAUUCAGCAUUGGUUCACCUCGGGGUCUUAGCAGGAAACGAAUGUCAACAAUGUGGAGCCACUGGCGUGUUGAUUCCUGCUACAGUCCUUGCAGCCAUGAGGAGUAAGUGGCUGUUAAUGGUUGAAUAUCUACAGAUUUCACAUAGAACUGGCAUUUGUAAGCCUUUGUAUUGUAUUUUUAAUUCUGAAUGCAAUCAUGGGACAUAUUCAGAGUUUAGGAUCGGAUGCCACAUCACAUCAGUGGGUUGGAAUGGAAAACGUCACAGAAUGAAAGACUAAAAUGGAGCCAUCCAUAUUCUCCUGAAACAAAGGAUCAGUCUGCAUCUUUGUCAGCCCAAAGUAAGCUGAAAAAGUAAAGAAAAAAAAACUUAAAGAGCUAUGAUGUUUAAGUGUCUGAAAUUACAUUGUUCCAUAAAUCCUUACUGACUCCAGCCCCAUCCCAGAGGAAAACAAAAUAAUGUCUACAAAACAUGGAAAUAAAAAAUGCACUGUUUAGUUUGCUCACUACAUUGCACAAAUGGGAAGAAUUCCAUUGAGUGUUUUAUAAACUGCUGCAACAACUGAUGUUGCUUUUAUUGUAGAUUUGUUUUUUCUUUUUUAUAACUAAAGAAAAUUUAACAUAAGGGGAAAACAAUAUGUCUACUAUUAGGAAUGAAAUCAUUGUGUCUUAAUUGUGUUUUAAACUUUUAAAUGAAUGUUUAAUGUUAAACGUUUCUUUGUAACAUUUAUAAAGCACUUGUUUGUCAGAGAACAUAUUGCAAAGGGUUAUUUUGGUAUUUAUAAUAAGUGAGCUGCUAAUGGAAUACAGUUGUGUGAAGUAUGAUCUGUGUGGAAAUUGACUUUAGUUGCAUAUAACAGCUGUUAUUUCAACUUAUCCAUUUGCAAUGAUCAGUUGUUUUUUUUCUCAAUCAGCUGUACAGCACACAUUUAACUAAAUACCCUUUUCUGUAAUAUAUAUAACGACAGGUUUACAGUGAGCUAACACGGCUGCGUUUGGCGAUGAAGUCCACAUGACAUUUUAUGGGUGAGCUAGAUCUACAGUAGCUUUGUGUAGCAUAUGCAACAUGUAGAGAAUCUCAGUGCACAUUUGUAGAUGCCAUCAAAGGAUUGCUAACUCCUGGCACAUAAACUGGUACAGUAGUGUUAAAGGAUUUUAUUAUAUUUCUACAGACAUUGUUCUGUAGGGCCAAAGCCAAGGCUCUUCAUUACACCCAAAAUAUCCAAUAUGCACUAAAUGUUUGUACAGACCACUUGAUCAGAAAACACUUUUAAUAGUUAAGUGGUGGUGUCAGGAAAUUGAGUAUUUUAUUAAUGAGACAUGUUCAGUUAAUAUUGAACCAUAUUAGUGUAGAUAAUGAGUACAGGACCACAUGAAGCGUUAUCUGCCUUUGUGUUUGCUCUUUUAUGGGGUUUGGGGCAUCAUCUGCUGGGAUUGUCAGGGCUUUCUAGUAGGUUUUUUCCCACCUUAGAAUCAUUUGUCACCUCUUGGUCUUCCAUAUUUGUCAUCUAGAUACCAUUGAUCAUGUUUGUUAAACAUGUCUUAUGAGUUUACAUAUGUUGAAAUUUGAGUACUGGUUUGAAAGGAGAUGAAUUAGAAGAGUUGGUCUGGAGGGGCGGAUUUUAUGUAAAAAAAAAAAAAAAGUGGAAAAACUUUUUUUUAAGCAUUGUUUUAUUUUCAAACCAGUGCUUUAUUUCUGUUCAUUGUACAGCACAUUUAGAAUUACUGAGAUAAUUUCUUGCUUUCUCUGCCUUUCAUCCAUAGCUUGAACAUUUUAUUCCAACAUUUGUAAUGCCUGCUGUCCUUUUAAUUAGAUUUCCUUUUAUUUGCUGUUGUGAUGGAUUGACGUAGAGUGCUUUAGAAAAUCCACAUAUCUGGUAUUAAAUGGUCUUUAUUAUCAGGAAGUAAAGAGAUGACUGUUAAAGACGACUGAUUCAAGUGCCCUACCGUAAAAUCCAGAUAAGGGAAUCUGAAUUUGAAUACCGAUGCAUUACCCAACAACAGAACAGUAUUAUCUCUCUUUUAAGGUCUGCACCUAACAAAAACCUAAUGAUUUGUUUGUGAUAUGGGGAUUUUCUAGCACACAACGUAGAGUCAGUUCAUCAUUUUGAUUUGCACAUGUCACUUGGCUGGUUCAGAUGACAUUGAUGACUCAGAAAAACCUCUUAUUUAAUCUGUUAUAUGGUUUUAAUUAUUUAUGAUAAUAGAGAUAUCAAUUAUAAGUGGUUUAAGAAAAGAAAACAGAUGUUUUCUUCUGGUUUCUGUUUCUGUUUUUUUUUUAUCUUACAUCACCAUUGUCCUUACAUAAGGCACGAUUCUUAGCAUCAUCAUCUAUAUUGUAUUUUUUCUUUUCACCAUUUUUUUAGUUCCUUUAGAUAAUUUGAAACCUGAGUGUUUCUGCUACAGCUGUCAGUAUCAUCUUUCUCACAGUGAUUGUUAAAUGAUCAUGUUCCUUUUAUUUUAUCUGAAAGAAUAGUCGUACAUUAUAUUUAUUUUUCACUCAUUGCUUUUGAGCAGAAAAUAAGAAAUGGAUGAAUGAGAAAUUGUGAUUUUUUUUUUUUUUUUUGUGAGUGGAUCAACUGUGUACCACUUAUCAGCCUGUUUAAAGAUUGUUUGUAUAAUUAGAUGAACUCUUACUUUGUUCUUACAGAUUGUAACAAGGAGGUGGGGUUUUUAUUUUCUUAUUAAAAACCACUUCUUCCCUG
Molecule: messenger RNA, 5348 nt
Organism: Melanotaenia boesemani (Boeseman's rainbowfish)
Lineage: Eukaryota; Metazoa; Chordata; Actinopteri; Atheriniformes; Melanotaeniidae
Gene: cnsta
Product: consortin, connexin sorting protein a
Exons: 13
Coding region: 172-2676 (834 amino acids)
Biological process (GO): positive regulation of Golgi to plasma membrane protein transport
Cellular component (GO): plasma membrane; trans-Golgi network; transport vesicle
Molecular function (GO): connexin binding
Source: RefSeq, a predicted model, not a curated record